AAUUCCUUCAUCGUGGCCCUUCAAUUCUUCACUAUUCCUCCUUCCUUCUCUGCCAUGGAACACACUAUGUUUUCCUCAUUAUCAAACUUCCAAGUGUCAUCUUUUGAUCAACCUCCACUUUUUACUAACCCUUCUAUUGAGCUUUUUCCUAGUGACUCUGAUGCAAAUACAUUUGAUGAGCUCCAUGAUGCCUCUCCACAUGCUCCACCUGGUUCUAUAGAAGAUGUUUUGCAUGUUGGUAAUGCAUUAGACAAUGCUAAGUCUUCUUCCUUUACCUCUUCUGUAUCACCUAUUAGAUCUAACCCUGUUAAUAUUGAGCCUGAAAAUGAUUUUCUUAAUCCACCUUCAAGUCAUCCUACUCAGAUUAAAACUCGGUCUGAUGGUUUCAUGGAGCGUUACAAAGCUCGUUUGGUUGCUAAAGGAUUUACUCAGGAAUAUGGGCUUGAUUAUAAGCAGACCUUUGCACUUGUUGCUCGUCCAACUUCAGUUCAUAGUUUGAUUGCUAUUGCUAUUGCUACUGCUAAAAUAUGGAAAUUGUUUCAAAUGGAUGUGAAAAAUGCUUUUCUAAAUGGUGAUCUUGCAAAGGAAGUUUACAUGAAACCACCUCUUGGACUUGAGCAUCCUCGAAACAAAGUUUGUCGAUUGAAUCCUCAUGAUAUUGCGCUAUUCAUACGCAAGACUAAUCAUGGUAUAGUUCUACUACUUCUUUAUGUUGAUGAUAUGAUCAUUACUGGGGAUGAUAUUUCAAGUAUUCAUGAUCUUAAGCAAUUUCUUAGUCAUAAGUUUGAGAUGAAAGAUCUUAGUGUUUUGAGCUAUUUCUUGGGACUUGAGGUCACCUCUUCUAAUGAUGGUUAUUUUUUCUCCCAAACAAAAUAUGCUUCUAAUCUUAUCUCUAAAGUUAGACUCACUAACAGUAAGACUGCAUCUACUCCUCUUGAGCUAAAUGUUCGAUUGACAUCCAUGGAUGGUUCUCCAUUAGCUGAUCCUACUUGCUACAAACAGUUGGUUGGAAGUCUAAUUUAUCUCACUACAAUAUGACUAGACAUAGCUUUUGCAGUUCAUGUUGUUAGCUAGUUUAUGGCUAUGCCUCGCUCCACUCACUAUGUAGCUGCACUUCGCAUUAUUUGAUAUAUUAAAGGUAUCAUGUUUCA
Molecule: messenger RNA, 1151 nt
Organism: Rubroshorea leprosula
Lineage: Eukaryota; Viridiplantae; Streptophyta; Magnoliopsida; Malvales; Dipterocarpaceae
Source: the annotation of a GenBank genome assembly